AUGCAAGUGUGCUCACGUGAUGCCUUGUCCCAAAAGAAAUGUGGUCCCUGCUCUGGCCAAGUGGCAGCCUUGGAUAUUGCAACCACCAAGGCCCAACUGGCCGAACUCCAAGAAGGAUGGUAUUUGACGCACAAUGACCAACGAAUUCGAAAGGAUUGGAAGGUUCGAAAUUUCAAAGUGGGAAUGGCCUUUUUGCAGCAAGUGGGAGAUAUUGCCGAAGAAGAAGGUCAUCAUCCAGAUUUCCAUUUGGAAGGCUAUCAAUAUGUCGCCAUUGAAAUAUGGACCCAUUCCAUUGGGGGAUUGAGUGAAAAUGAUUUCAUAUUGGCGGCCAAGAUUGAUCAAGUACCAGUGGAGUUAUCCAAGAAACAACCAAAGCGAAAAGUAGAAGAGAGUAUUAAUAGCAGUUAG
Molecule: messenger RNA, 408 nt
Organism: Cylindrotheca closterium
Lineage: Eukaryota; Bacillariophyta; Bacillariophyceae; Bacillariales; Bacillariaceae
Source: the annotation of a GenBank genome assembly